UCGGAGCCGGUGCAGUGCAUUUCAGAGUUUUCAGUGAAUCCAUCAGAACCGAACACAAUUCCAUCGCAAGAAUCAGUCGUAUUCUAGAGGUCGUCGUAGUUGGUUCGAGAAGUCGUUGGCACAAACCAAAAAAAAAAAAGAAUCUAAAAAAGUAUCUUUUACGUUUGUAUGGUGUAUCUUUAAAGACGUAUUUUUGAGUUCAUCGUUAUUUUUUUAAUUUCUUUUGAUUUAAAAAACCAAAUUUCAAAAAAAAAAAAAAAACAAUGGAAACUACCACCGAAAUGCAAAUAUUGGAUACUGAUACAACAAUUUCCUUACAAUCGGCAGCAAAUUUGCUAUACGAUGUUGUCGAUGAUGACCAUCAAGGUGGCAAUCAAAUAACAUUUGAAAUUCCCUCCAAUGUUGAUUUGGAACGUAUUAAAAAUUUGGAUAAUUUUACAAAUCUUUUACAUCGUAUAAGUAAUAGUGUUUUAACAGCUAAUAGCAAUAAUGGUAAUAGUGUUACAAAUGGCAUUCAUUUGUCAAAUAAUAAUAUCGUAAAUGGUAUUGGCCAUGAUGCUGUAGCAAUUAGUUCAGAUGGUCAUGUGAUUACUAAAGACCAAAUAAGUGGAAGUGUUGUGUUAAAUUUGGCCGAUUUACAAAAUUCUGGUUCGUUUUUGGAUCGUUUCUUUAAUGGAGCCGAUAUGCAUUCGAUAAUAAAUUAUUUAUGGAUUGGUGUUGUUACAUCGUUGAUUAUAUUGUCGGUGAUAUUUAUAAUAUUCUCGUGUUAUUUCUAUCGGAAGUUUAGAGAAUGGAAAAAAUGCAAUAAGGACAUCCGAUCCCAUUUGAACGGUGACUUAUACCCAAACGGAACGACAUGUGGCACAGCUGGAGGUCAAUCUGAAGCUAGUUACUAUCAAAUGGAAUCGCCACCAUGCUAUACCAUUGCCACAGGAUUACCCAGUUACGAUGAGGCAUUACAUCAUCAGACACAUUUUGCAUUCGGAAUGAAGUUUCUUUAUCCUAUGUGUCCAGCUCCUAUGGUUCAAGUUGCAUCAUCUGCAUGGGAUAAGGCGGAACUUGGGGCUGUAGCAGCAUCAGUAAAAUCAGAAUCACCACUGCAACAUUCUCAAAGAUGGCAGAAUGUUGAUAGUGUUGCAGCAACAACAUUGUUACCAACAAGUCAUAUUAGAAGUAUUAAGGAAUCAAGUCGAAUGGAUGUUGCAGUAAUGUCGAGAAAUUUUUAUCAGUCCAAUUGCAGAAAUGAAGGAGAUGAGUGUGGGAGUGAAGUUGUUGUCAUCGAUGCGUGAUCUACAAAAUAGAAUGUUUUUUUUUUUAGUUAAAUUUCCUAAAAAUUAAAAUGUAUUGAAUUUUGUAUUUAUUUUUCAAAUCUGCUUGAUACUGCUCUAAAAAUUGCACGAAAUAAUCAUUAUCAGCUAAGAUAAUGUCAUUUUUUAAACUCUGUUGUUAAAUUUUUAUAAUUUUCUUCAACUUCUGCAUCAAUAAAAAAAUUUCCCUUCAAUUUUUACAAAUAUCCUAUAAAAUUUCCCUCCAAAUUUCCCAUAAAUAUUUUUUAUAUACAACUUGUUAUAAAUUUUUAAAAAUAUCUUGUCAAAUGUAUUGCUUUUAUAAAUUCCUUCUAAAAAGGGAAUGUUUUUAGAAGAAUUUCCCAUAAUUCUUGACAAUUUUUGAAAA
Episyrphus balteatus (marmalade hoverfly) is the source of this 1674-nucleotide messenger RNA. RefSeq names its product protein commissureless 1 (gene comm). Lineage: Eukaryota; Metazoa; Arthropoda; Insecta; Diptera; Syrphidae. The transcript has 2 exons. Gene Ontology annotation, biological process: axon guidance. The record is from RefSeq and is a predicted model, not a curated record. Bases 264 to 1289 code for a protein of 341 amino acids.